AUGAAGCGGUGGUACGACCAACGCCAUCAUAACCGUGUACGUUUUGAAGCGGGAGAGGUGAUAGUCAUGCUGAGGCAACCUGUGCCAGGUCAAUCGACAAAACUACAGUCCAAGUAUUGUGAUUGCCCGCUGCAGGUCAUCGAAGUUCUGCCCUCAGAAACUUAUCGAGUGGCCGAGCUGACGUCAGAAGGCAAGACAGUUUACUCCACUACCGCACACGCAUCUCAACUAAAAUCCUGGAAAGUACUCAGUGAAGAGGAUUCAGAUUCCGAACCUCCAAGCGACGAGGAGACUAGUGAAGAGUUCCAGAUUCUCAACCACCAAGUGACGGGGAAUUAA
Molecule: messenger RNA, 339 nt
Organism: Macrosiphum euphorbiae (potato aphid)
Lineage: Eukaryota; Metazoa; Arthropoda; Insecta; Hemiptera; Aphididae
Source: the annotation of a GenBank genome assembly